AUGCUUCCGGCGUACAGCAACAACGCCUACCAGCCGGACGAGGAGCCCCAUGAGCGCCACCGCAAGGACGACAGGUAUCAGAAUCCUCGAGGGUGGAGUGUCUAUGAAGGAGACCGCCGUCAGAGGAGCAGACUGCGGGAGGAUAAUUUCGAGGAAAGGGGAGGUCGAGGGAUUCCUAGGGAUCGUGAAUCCCAAGCUAGGGGGUGGGAGGCGCCUGAGAGGAGAAGGGAAAGCGUGCCAAGAGACGUGGAAAUGCCUCGCCGGGACCAAAAUGCGUUGGGCGGCGUGAGGUACGACGCGAUACGAGGAGGAGCACGCGAAAGUCGGCACCAAAGGGAUCGGGAUGAAGUUAGUGAAAGAUUCCAGCAAUAUGUCGGUCGGGGUCCUGAUCGCAGCCAAGCACACGGGGAGAGAGGCUGGGAUCGAGCACGAAGCCAAGAAUACGAGAUGCAGGAGACGCGGCACCGGCCUUACAGUGCGGGUCGCGAGUCGAGAGAGCGCGAUAGGGAGGCAGCUGUGAGGAGGCGGGAGAAUCCUCGACGAGACUUUUCCGUCGCGAUUGAUGAUGUUGAUGGUGGAUAUGAAGGCCAUGGUGGCUGGAGGUCGAGUCACCAAUCUCACCCUCGUGCUUUCAGGGUGUCUGACGCCGUCGAUUCAAGAUAUGCUGACCGUCAGCACGACCACGGAUACCAAGAUGGCGGUCACGAUGGGGGCGAAAACGAUGGCCGGGCGGAGCUUCAGAACAUGCUCCCCUCUCAGCUGGACAAAAAUAAAGGAACGCUGCCCUUCCGGAGAUCACUCGGAAGAGGGACGCUCAGGAGGCGGUCCACCAUCCGCAGAGAAACUGAAGUUAACGCAACCCAGCCUACAACAGAAGAGGAAAUUCUGGAAGUCUUGCGUACUCUCCGAGAGCAGUCUUGGCACAUGGCCACUCGCAGGAAGCGCCGAACGGAGUCUCUGAGGAUUCUGGGGAAAAAAUACAAGAAGUGGUAUUCUACUCGUCCAGUCACCUCCUUGGUCAAGCAGGGAAGCAGCACCGUCAACAACAUCAUGCAGACUUUAAGUCCGUGGGGCGGAAUUCUGAAGAGGAUCGAGGGAAGGCACGGAGCAAGCGUCGUUGCCGUCUUUAACUUCCUACGUGACAUGAUUCAGCUGAACCUCCUGUUGCUUCUCCUGAUGAUCGGCGGUAUCGUCAUCCCGUCAAGCUUCUUGGUCAGUGACAAUGGCCCCGCCCAGGGGUUCUCGUGGAGUCUUAACGGCACGAGGGAUCUGUGCGCUGGGAUACAGCUAGACUUCGACAACCAGACGUAUUACUGUAACACAAACUACACAGUCAAGAUACAGCAGGAAGUAGACAAGAGCGCACAUGAUUUCAUCGGCCUAGUGGGUGACUUUCUUCAGGGAACAGGCUUCCUCGAGUGGACCUACCUUUUCAGCGGCAGAUACCCGGCUGCCAUAGAAAGUGAGAGCUACCUUGUGAGCCUGGCCUACAUCCUCACGAUACUCGUGGUCUAUUUCAUCUCCAUCGUGUACGUAGUUUAUUUCGUCGCCAAGUUCCUGCGUCAGUCCUCUGUCUCCCAGGCAGACUACGGUAUGACCUUCUCGAAGAUAGUCUUCACCGGCUGGGACUUCACGGUGAGCGAGGAAGACGCCGCAGAAAUCGAAAGGAAUCUCGUAGUGUGCGAAGUAAGAACAGCCUUUGAUGACGUCGACUACAUGAGUAAGCAAAUGAGUCUCACGAGCAGAGAUUUCAUCAAAAUCUACCUAAUCCGUUUUAUUGUCAAUGUUAUAACCCUUUCACUGAUCAUUGGCGGUUGGGUCGCAAUAUAUUUCAUGGUUAUUGAGCAGCAAAAUCAUGUGACUGGCACUGAAUUUGAACAGUUUUUGUGGGAGUAUGCCCCAACUAUUCUGGUGUCGGUUUUCAAUUUUGUCUACCCUCUACUUUUUGACUUUGUGGUAAAAUUCGAACAUUACACCGGGAGACACGAACUUUUACUUACACUCGGUCGGUGCGUGUUAGUUAGGCUCACGUCCUUAGGCAUCCUCGUCAUUACUACCCUAAGUGUCAUAUCCUCCGAGGACCGAAACUGCGAAAUAGAAAACGAAUACAUCUGCUGGGAGACACGCAUGGGGCAGCAGGUCUACUCCGUGUUGGUGCUCAACGCCAUCAUUGAUUUCGGCAUGACCUUCGUCGUCAACGUGGCUCGGCGGGGACUCUGGAGGUUCGACAACAAGAUUUGCAAAACGGUCGGGCGACUAGAGUUCUAUGUGCCCGGACACGUUCUGGAUGUAGUGUACGCACAGACGCUCUGUUGGAUCGGGAUUAUCUACGCGCCUCUGCUAGCGGGUGCUGUUCUGAUCAAUUUCUGCUACAUGUUCCUCCUGAAGCUGUUCACUGUCACCGUGACCUGCUUUCCGGCAAACAGAGUGUUCCGGGCCUCACGCUCCUCGGCCAUGUUCAUGACUAUUCUCUCUCUCGCCCUCUUCAUGUGCGUCGUGUCCACCGGCUUGGCUCUACUGCUCAUCAAGCCGUCGCUGGCUUGCUCGCCCUUCAGAGGUCUAGACUACGCCUGGGAAGCCUUGACCUACUACAUCUGUCAUUUGGAAAGUUCGUCUGACAGCUGGAUAAGAGUUGUGCUGUUCACGCUGGACGACAUUGCUACAGCAGUGGUUCUUCUAGUCGUGGUGGUUCUCCUGGCAACUUAUUAUAUAUCUCUCGGUAAAGCUCGAGGCUCUCUUAUCAGAAGACUCGAAGACAAACUCAAGAUUACAACUAAAGAGAAAAACUACCUCAUGAAACAAUACAGUCGUUUAUCACCCAGUGGCACAAGGAAUUAGUCUGAGUAUCAAGUCAGUGCUUCAGAAUUUUGCAGAUGACUUGCAUUUUCAAAGAUCAUGGGACCUUUAUUACCUCCAAGAUGGACUUGGCAAGCGAAUCUCCAUGAACAUCCUCACGUGGAUUCUAUUUGACUUCUCCUGUUUCAUAUCAAUGAUAAUAAUCAUCGAACAAAUCGGCCAUUUCCCUAGGCCUUCACGUAACGGGUUUAACAU
This is a messenger RNA of Penaeus indicus, 3051 nucleotides long. RefSeq names its product transmembrane channel-like protein 7. The transcript is spliced from 7 exons. Gene Ontology annotation, molecular function: mechanosensitive monoatomic ion channel activity. Gene Ontology annotation, cellular component: plasma membrane. Lineage: Eukaryota; Metazoa; Arthropoda; Malacostraca; Decapoda; Penaeidae. The record is from RefSeq and is a predicted model, not a curated record. Bases 1 to 2838 code for a protein of 945 amino acids.